AAAGCCCUAAGGACAAAACCGGCAUAAAAAAUAAUUAUAAAAUUAGGGUUUCAUCUCGUAUAUAGCCUCCUUGCCUCAACAUCCAACUCCGACUUUCAGAGACAACUCGCAGCCUCCAGCACGCAGCAAGCAACAAGCAAAAAGCAAAAUGCCGAAGCAGAUCCAUGAGAUUAAGGAUUUCCUUCUAACCGCAAGAAGGAAGGAUGCCCGCAAUGUCAAAAUCAAGAGGACCAAGGAUGCUGUCAAGUUCAAGGUUCGGUGCUCCAAGUACCUUUACACACUUUGUGUGUUUGAUUCCGAGAAGGCCAACAAGUUGAAGCAAUCUCUUCCUCCAGGUUUGAACGUUCAGGAUCUUUGAACCAGGAUUUUGGAGUGGCUCGUCGGCACAUUCUAGUGAAUGUAGCAAUGGAAUGAAAUCUAAUUUUGCUUGUACUUUGAAAGAUUUUUAUGGCCGGAUGAUGUUGGUGUUAGAUGUUAUAACUCCGAGAUGUUUGUGGUUAAUGUGUGUUGACUUGAGUUAAUUGUUUAGAUGUUUUGGUUAUGGAUCCAUCGGGUUUGCGUU
Pyrus x bretschneideri (Chinese white pear) is the source of this 562-nucleotide messenger RNA. RefSeq names its product 60S ribosomal protein L38-like. Gene Ontology annotation, molecular function: structural constituent of ribosome. NCBI's taxonomy places the organism in Eukaryota, Viridiplantae, Streptophyta, Magnoliopsida, Rosales, Rosaceae. Gene Ontology annotation, biological process: translation; protein-RNA complex assembly. The transcript is spliced from 3 exons. The record is from RefSeq and is a predicted model, not a curated record. Gene Ontology annotation, cellular component: cytosolic large ribosomal subunit; ribosome. The coding region runs from base 149 to 358 and encodes 69 amino acids.